AUGAGCAAAUCUGUGCAGGUGAUGAAACAAAGCAAGUCUUUUAAUUUCACCUUCCUGGAGGAUGUGCAAGCCAAGAUCCUGGAACUAUUAUACAAACAUGCUGAUCUGAGCAUGAUUUUGCUGCUGCCAAAUGAAGUAAAUGGUCUGCAGAAGCUUGAAGAUAGCCUCACCACUGAGAAAUUGAUAGCCUGGGCAAGCUCACAGAAUAUGAGCAAGAGAGAUGUGGAUUUGUACUUACCUCAGUUCAAAGUGGAAGACAGCUAUGAUCUCAAGGCCAUGCUGGGAGCGAUGGGGACAGUGGACACCUUCAGUCAACAGGACACCAACUUCUCAGGCAUGACCAGGAGCUAUGGUGUCAUGGUGUCUAAGAUCCUACACAAGUCCUUUGUGGAGGUGACUGAGGAAGGCAUGGAGGCUGCAGCUGCCACUGGCAUGGAAACUGUUCCAACAUGA
This is a messenger RNA of Diceros bicornis minor, 453 nucleotides long. Its product is annotated as serpin B4-like. Gene Ontology annotation, biological process: negative regulation of endopeptidase activity. The coding region runs from base 1 to 453 and encodes 150 amino acids. Lineage: Eukaryota; Metazoa; Chordata; Mammalia; Perissodactyla; Rhinocerotidae. Gene Ontology annotation, molecular function: serine-type endopeptidase inhibitor activity. The record is from RefSeq and is a predicted model, not a curated record. The transcript is spliced from 2 exons.